Perkinsus marinus ATCC 50983 is the source of this 812-nucleotide messenger RNA. RefSeq lists its product as hypothetical. The record is from RefSeq and is a predicted model, not a curated record. NCBI's taxonomy places the organism in Eukaryota, Perkinsozoa, Perkinsida, Perkinsidae. The transcript has a single exon. The annotation marks the transcript as partial.
UGUCAAGUCAUGCGACCUUCAAGGCCUGCGCUUGUUCGGUUCACAUACCUACCUACCAAAGCUCGGUUCCAUGCUGGGACGAGACCUGUACAAGCGCUUUUGCCUCUCUGCUGAGAGCCUCUUCUACCGAUUCUCGAGAUUCUGCUCUUCAGCUCAUAGAAGCUAAGCGGUCUGCUUACUGUGACUCUGUUCGCUCUAAGCUCGUUGGUGGUCGACUGUCGUGUAAGCAGUUUCAUCGUCUCGCUAAAGAACUCUCGCUGAGCACCAAAGCUAAGUCUUGCGCUAUUCCCUCUUUGGAACUGAGCCCUGGUGUUCUCACUACUGAAGAUGCGGCUAAAGCCGAAGCGCUGGCGAAGCAUUUCAAAGAUGAUACUUCCCCCGUGUCCGCCCCCUUCAAACUUGGUGAUAGGAUCGCUGACGCACAAUCCAUCACAACCUUACGUGUUGACCCUUGUGAUGUUAGGAGUGUUCUUGAACGACUGAAUGUCUCUAAAGCUGCAGGCCCUUCUUGUAUCAGCCCUAGGGUUUAUCGUGAAGUAGCUGGUGUUCUAGCCCUCCCUCUCUCAAGACUCUACAACAACAUCCUCCAAAAGGGUUUAUGGCCAAGGGCUUGGAAGACCUCCAACAUUUGCCCCAUCUACAAGCGGAAAUCCAAGCGUGAUCUUCGCAACUACCGUCCAAUUGCUCUGCUUGAAAUCCCCUCGAGGAUUUUUGAGCGUAUCAUAGCUCAAAAGUUGGUUCACCAUGCCAUUACCAUGAACAUCCUCGCCCCUGACCAAGCCGCUUUCCUACCUGGCCGUUGCACUGGCGAU